This is a messenger RNA of Auanema sp. JU1783, 570 nucleotides long. Lineage: Eukaryota; Metazoa; Nematoda; Chromadorea; Rhabditida; Rhabditidae. The record is from the annotation of a GenBank genome assembly.
AUGUCUCUAAGUUUACUAACCGCUUAUUCCGAUAACGAGGAUGAAGAUGAUGAGCUCUCCGAUUGCUCAGUGCCAGCACAGGAUGACGUAGUUGUAGCUUCAACGUCUACAGCGAGUGAGCAAAAGAAAAGCUCAUUCUUUUUCAAUGAUAAUGACAGUGAUUCCGAUGAAGAGCAUGAAGAGAGCAGGAAACGAGAAAUGCCGGCCACUACAUCAGCAGAAGAGCCACCUAUAAAAAAAUUGUUACCAAGUGCUAGGGAUUUAUUUGAAACUAAUUUAAUUAAAACAAGUGUAUUUAUGUCAGAACAGCAAAGAGAGGAGAGCCUUCAUCACGCUAGACUAAGUCAGCAUGUACCUCUUACGGAACAGAUGAAGGAUAUUCCAAAAUCAAGAAAAAUAUGCAGGGAUUUCACAAGUGGUAUUUGUAAAAGAGGGAAAAAUUGCAAGUUUAGCCAUCCUCCACCUGCAACACCCCAACAAGUCGAAGAUGCGACGAUACAAAGUCAACCGCGCAUGUAUACAAGCACUGCUGAAGUUUUAAACCCAAAGAUCACAGGCAGCACCAAGUGA